AUGGAUGAUGUGGAUCUCCUGUCACCCAGUGCCCUGUCUGGAGACACUGUUGUCAUCGCUGGCUGUGCAGAGGUGUCCCCAGGGGCUCGGGGCCGGCCCCAGAAGCAGAGCCCCACGGUGACACACAGCCCCGAGGCGCUGGACCCCGCGGAGCUGCAGCCCUUGGCCAGGCCCGACGCGGCACUUGCAGAGGCUCUGCUGCUCCUGGCUGACGAGGACUGGGAGAAGAAAAUUGAAGGCUUGAACUCUGUCAGGUGCUUGUCUGCCUACCAUGCUCCUGUUCUCACUGCAAAGCUCCACGAAACAAGUUUGGCUGUGGCUCAAGAGGUCAAGAAUUUACGCUCAGGUGUUUCUCGAGCUGCUGUGGUGUGUUUAGGGGAUUUGUUCACCCACCUGAAAAAGAGCAUGGAUCAAGAACUAGAUAAUGCAGUAAAAGUCCUUUUGCACAAGGCUGGGGAAUCCAACACUUUCAUAAGGGAAGAGGUAGACAAGGCACUGAAGGCCAUGGUUAAUAAUGUGACUCCAGCACGUGCUCUUUGUUCUCUUCUAAAUGGAGGGCAAAGAUACUAUGGUCGGAGGAUGCUCUUCAGCAUGAUGGCUCACCCUGACUUUGAUAGAACCCUGAAGAAGUAUGUGCCAGCCAAGGAUUUGCCUUACAUCAAGGAAAUUGUUGGCAGCCUACGGGCGAAGGGCCUGGGGGAGAUGCCAUUAGACACACCCUCAGCAAAAGGGAGACGUUCCCAGACUGGCAGUGUGGGACAUCUAAGGUCAUCAUCCACUUCCAGAGAUACUCUCAAUGUCCCUGACAGGGACACCAGAGAAUCCUGUGAAGUCCCAAGGAAAGCAGCCCCUCGGAGUGCCCUGGAGAGUGAGGAAUAUGUCAGGGAUAUUAUUGCUUUGCUGAAUGCCAAAGACUUCCGUGAGCGAAUUAAUGGCAUCAAGCAGCUGCUGGCGGACACCGAGAGCAAUCCAGGCCUGGUGGUUGCAAACAUUGUGAAGAUCUUUGAAGCCUUCAAAUCUCGCUUACACGACUCCAACAGUAAGGUGAACCAGGUGGCUUUGGAGACCAUGCACAAGAUGAUUCCACUGCUGAAGGACAACUUAGCCCCUGUCAUCAACAUGUUAAUUCCUGCCAUGGUAGACAACAACCUCAACUCCAAAAAUCCAGGGAUUUAUGCAGCUGCCACAAAUGUUAUCCAGGCUCUAUGUCAACACUUAGACAACUCUCUGCUUCUCCAGCCCUUCUGCACAAAGGCUCAGUUCCUGAAUGGGAAAGCAAAGCAGGACAUGACAGAAAAGCUGGCAGAGCUGGUGUCGGAGCUGUACCCCCGCAGACCCGGCGCGGUGGAGCAGAAGGUGCUGGCCGUGCUGUGGCACCUGCUGG
Molecule: messenger RNA, 1384 nt
Organism: Acanthisitta chloris (rifleman)
Lineage: Eukaryota; Metazoa; Chordata; Aves; Passeriformes; Acanthisittidae
Product: protein FAM179B-like
Exons: 10
Biological process (GO): microtubule cytoskeleton organization
Cellular component (GO): cilium; cytoplasmic microtubule
Molecular function (GO): microtubule binding
Source: RefSeq, a predicted model, not a curated record